Molecule: messenger RNA, 4800 nt
Organism: Puma concolor (puma)
Lineage: Eukaryota; Metazoa; Chordata; Mammalia; Carnivora; Felidae
Source: RefSeq, a predicted model, not a curated record
AUGCGUGUGAAGCCCCAGGGCCUGGUGGUGACUUCCAGUGCCGUGUGCAGCUCUCCUGACUACCUCCGGGAGCCCAAGUACUACCCCGGCGGCCCCCCUACCCCACGGCCCUUGCUUCCUACCCGGCCCCCUGCCAGCCCACCCGACAAGGCCUUCGCCCACACCUUCUCCGAGAACCCACGCCCACCCCCACGCCGGGACCCCAGCACCCGGCGCCCACCAGUCCUUGCCAAGGGGGACGACCCGCUGCCCCCAAGGGCGGCCCGUCCCGUCUCACAGGCCCGCUGCCCCACACCCGCGGGAGACGGCAACAGCUCCCGACGUCGCUGGGACAACGGGCGGGUGAACCUGCGUCCAGUGGUGCAGCUGAUUGACAUCAUGAAGGACCUGACGCGACUCUCCCAAGACCUGCAGCAUAGCGGUGUGCACCUGGACUGCGGUGGCCUCCGACUCAGCCGCCCACCUGCCCCGCCCCCUGGUGACCUUCAGUACAGCUUCUUCUCCUCACCCAGCCUGGCCAACAGCAUCCGCAGCCCUGAGGAGCGGGCCACCCCCCAUGCUAAGUCCGAGAGGCCCAGCCACCCACUCUAUGAGCCUGAGCCCGAGCCUAGGGACAGCCCCCAGCCUGGUCAAGGCCAUAGUCCCGGAGCCACGGCCGCGGCCACCGGUCUGCCCCCAGAGCCUGAGCCAGACGGCCCUGAUUACUCAGAACUUGCUGACGCCGACAUCCUUAGCGAGCUGGCCUCCCUAACUUGCCCCGAGGCCCAGCUGCUGGAGGCCCAGGCCCUCGAGCCACCAUCUCCUGAGCCAGAGCCUCAGCUCCUGGACCCCCAGCCCCGCUUCCUGGACCCACAGGCUCUAGAGCCGCUCGGGGAAGCUUUGGAGCUGCCACCCCUGCAACCUCUUGCUGAUCCUCUGGGGCUGCCAGGCCUGGCUCUCCAGGCCCUGGAUACCCUGCCCGACUCCCUGGAGUCGCAGCUGCUUGACCCUCAGGCACUUGACCCCCUGCCCAAGUUGCUUGAUGUCCCUGGCCGCCGUCUGGAGCCUCAGCAGCCCCUGGGGCCCUGCCCACUGGCUGAGCCCUUGCGCCUGGACUUGUGCUCACCCCACGGCCCCCAUGGGCCUGAGGGUCACCCCAAGUACGCCUUGCGGCGCACUGAUAGGCCAAAGAUCCUGUGUCGCCGGCGGAAAGCUGGACGGGGACGCAAGGCAGACGCUGGACCAGAGGGCCGCCUGCUGCCCCUGCCUAUGCCCACAGGGCUGGCAGCUGCCCUGGCCGAGCCCCCGCCGCCGCCACCUCCACCACCUCCUGCCCUGCCGGGCCCAGGCCCAGUCCCAGAGCUGGAGCCAGAAUCUUCCCAGACUCCAGUAGCCCCUACCCGCAAAGGCAAGUGCCGGGGUGUGCGGCGCAUGGUGGUGAAGAUGGCCAAAAUCCCUGUAUCGCUGGGGCGGCGGAACAAGACCACAUACAAGGUGUCAUCCUUGAGCAGCAGCCUCAGUGUGGAGGGCAAGGAGCUGGGCCUACGCGUGUCAGCCGAGCCCACCCCGCUGCUGAAGAUGAAGAACAAUGGACGGAACGUGGUGGUGGUUUUCCCGCCCGGGGAGAUGCCCAUUAUUCUUAAGCGUAAACGCGGCCGCCCUCCUAAGAACCUGCUUCUGGGUCCCGGCAAGCCCAAGGAGCCAGCGGUGGUAGCGGCUGAAGCGGCCACCGUGGCAGCGGCCACCAUGGCCAUGCCAGAGGUGAAGAAACGGCGGCGGCGGAAGCAGAAGCUGGCAUCUCCCCAGCCAUCCUACGCAGCAGACGCCAAUGACAGUAAGGCCGAGUACUCUGACGUCCUCGCCAAGCUGGCCUUCCUGAACCGCCAGAGCCAGUGCGCUGGGCGGUGCUCACCCCCCCGCUGCUGGACACCCAGCGAGCCCGAGUCGGUACACCAGGCACCCGACACCCAGAGCAUCUCCCACUUCCUGCACCGUGUGCAGGGCUUCCGACGGCGUGGUGGUAAAGCAGGCGGUUUUGGUGGCCGGGGUGGGGGCCAUGCAGCCAAGGCAGCCCGAUGCUCCUUCAGUGACUUCUUCGAGGGCAUUGGCAAGAAAAAGAAAGUGGUGGCAGUGACAGCUGCUGGCGUUGGGGGUCCCAGCCUCACCGAAUUGGGGCACCCACGCAAACGGGGCCGGGGGGAGGUGGACGCCAUGACUGGGAAGCCCAAGCGCAAGAGACGGUCCCGGAAGAACGGGACUCUGUUCCCAGAACAGGUGCCUAGUGGCCCAGGCUUUGGGGAGGCAGGCGCCGAGUGGGCCGGGGACAAGGGUGGCGGCUGGGCCCCUCACCAUGGGCACCCAGGCGGGCAAGCCGGCCGAAACUGUGGGUUCCAGGGGACCGAGGCCCAGGCCUUUGCCUCCACUGGACUAGAGAGUGGGGCUUCAGGCCGCGGCAGCUACUACAGCACAGGUGCACCUGCGGGUCAGACCGAGCUCAGCCAGGAGCGCCAAAACCUCUUCACCGGCUAUUUUCGCUCACUGCUCGAUUCGGAUGACUCCUCCGACCUCUUAGACUUUGCCCUCUCAGCCUCUCGCCCCGAGUCCCGGAAGGCAUCAGGCACCUACGCAGGGCCCCCCACCAGCACCCUGCCCUCCCAGCGGGGCCUGGCCACCUUCCCCAGCCGGGGAGCCAAGGCCAGCCCAGUGGCUGUGGGCACCAGCGGGGCUGGUGCGGACCCCUCCUUCCAGCCUGUCUUACCCUCUCGCCAGACCUUCCCACCAGGCCGGGCAGCGAGCUAUGGGAUAACUCCGGCCACUUCAGACUGCCGGGCAGCCGAGACCUUCCCAAAACUGGCUCCCCCACCUUCAGCUGUGGCCCGCUCACCUACCACCCACCCACCCACCAACACCUACCCACCCCAAUAUGGCGGCUACGGGGCUGGACAAAGUGUUUUUGCCCCGGCUAAGCCCUUUACGGGCCAGGACUGUGCUAACAGCAAGGACUGCAGCUUCGCCUACGGCAGCGGCAACAGCCUGCCUGCCUCUCCCAGCAGCGCCCACAGCGCCGGCUACGCCCCACCGCCUACUGGUGGCCCCUGCCUGCCACCCAGCAAGGCCUCCUUCUUCAACAGCUCUGAGGGGGCCCCCUUCUCUGGCUCAGCCCCCACACCCCUGCGCUGUGACAGCCGGGCCAGCACCGUCUCACCCGGCGGCUACAUGGUACCCAAGGGCACCACCGCCUCUGCCACCUCUGCUGCCUCUGCCGCCUCCUCCUCCUCCUCCUCCUUCCAGCCCUCGCCUGAAAACUGUCGGCAGUUUGCGGGGGCUUCUCAGUGGCCUUUCCGGCAGGGCUAUGGAGGCCUGGACUGGGCCUCGGAGGCCUUCAGUCAGCUCUACAAUCCCGGUUUCGACUGCCACGUCAGCGAGCCCAACGUGAUCCUGGACAUCUCCAACUACACGCCGCAGAAGGUGAAGCAGCAGACGGCCGUGUCCGAGACCUUCUCCGAAUCAUCCUCCGACAGCACCCAGUUCAAUCAACCGGUCGGCGGCGGUUUUCGGCGUGCCAACAGCGAGGCCUCGAGCAGCGAGGGCCAGUCGAGCCUGUCCAGCCUGGAGAAACUAAUGAUGGACUGGAAUGAGGCGUCCUCUGCCCCCGGCUACAACUGGAACCAGAGCGUCCUCUUCCAGAGCAGCUCCAAGCCGGGCCGUGGACGGCGGAAGAAGGUGGACCUGUUCGAGGCCUCACAUCUGGGCUUUCCAUCGUCCGCCUCGGCCACUGCCUCAGGCUACCCGUCCAAACGGAGCACCGGGCCCCGGCAACCACGAGGUGGACGGGGUGGUGGGGCCUGCUCAGCCAAGAAGGAGCGAGGCGGUGCAGCAGCCAAAGCCAAGUUCAUCCCCAAGCCGCAGCCAGUCAACCCCCUGUUCCAGGACAGCCCGGACCUUGGCCUGGACUACUACAGUGGAGACAGCAGCAUGUCGCCACUGCCGUCCCAGUCAAGGGCCUUUGGUGUGGGUGAGCGAGACCCUUGUGACUUCAUGGGACCCUACUCCAUGAACCCGUCCACCCCUUCUGACGGCACCUUCGGCCAAGGCUUCCACUGCGACUCGCCCAGCCUGGGUGCUCCUGAGUUAGACGGCAAGCAUUUCCCGCCUCUGGCCCACCCACCCACGGUGUUUGAUGCUGGCCUGCAGAAGGCGUACUCACCCACCUGCUCACCCACACUGGGCUUCAAGGAAGAGCUGCGGCCGCCACCCACGAAGCUGGCUGCCUGCGAGCCCCUCAAGCAUGGGCUCCAGGGGGCCAGCCUGGGCCACGCAGCUGCAGCCCAGGCCCAUCUUAGCUGUCGGGACCUGCCACUGGGCCAGCCCCACUAUGACUCCCCCAGCUGCAAGGGCACAGCUUACUGGUACCCGCCAGGCUCAGCUGCCCGCAGCCCGCCCUAUGAAGGGAAGGUGGGUACGGGGCUGCUGGCUGACUUCCUGGGCAGGACGGAGGCCGCGUGCCUCAGUGCCCCACACCUGGCUAGCCCGCCGGCCACGCCCAAGGCCGACAAGGAGCCACUGGAGAUGGCCCGGCCGCCUGGCCCACCCCGUGGCCCCGCUGCUGCCGCUGCUGGCUAUGGCUGCCCACUCCUUAGUGACUUGACCCUGUCCCCUGUGCCGAGGGACUCGCUGCUGCCCCUGCAGGAUACCGCCUACAGGUAUCCAGGCUUUAUGCCACAGGCGCAUCCCGGCCUGGGUGGGGGCCCCAAGAGCGGCUUCCUGGGGCCCAUGGCGGAACCUCACCCUGAGGACACAUUCACCGUCACCUCCCUGUAG